This is a messenger RNA of Photinus pyralis (common eastern firefly), 2029 nucleotides long. Its product is annotated as CWF19-like protein 2 homolog. The record is from RefSeq and is a predicted model, not a curated record. Gene Ontology annotation, cellular component: post-mRNA release spliceosomal complex. The coding region runs from base 97 to 1746 and encodes 549 amino acids. The transcript is spliced from 2 exons. Gene Ontology annotation, biological process: mRNA splicing, via spliceosome. Lineage: Eukaryota; Metazoa; Arthropoda; Insecta; Coleoptera; Lampyridae.
GGAGCUGGGACACGCUGUAAGUAAAUACUAACCUCACUUUUCUAUUUCUAUUUCAUGUUAUUUAUGUAAACAUUUGUUGUUUGUUCUUCGUUUCUAAUGGGUAAGCACAAAGAAAAAAAGUCCAAAAAGCACAAAAAAGAGAAGAAACACAAAAAAAGGGAACGUAAACAUUCAUCAUCAUCAUCGUCAGAAUCGUCUUCUGAUGAGUGGGUCGAAAAACAUCCGAAACCGUCCACCAGUUCAUCAGACAUGGUUAAACCAUCGAUACAAACCAGGGAUGAGUGGUUGUCUUUACCAUCGAGUUUUACCUCAAGUUCAAAUUUGGAGAGAAGGCUGGAGCGACAGUUGAACAAGCGAUUGGAAAAAGAAAGAGAUACUUACAAUCCUAGGGAAAACGUUAGAGAAUUAAAUCCUUAUUGGAAAGACGGAGGUGAUGGGUUACCACAAUUUCAAAAACCAUCCGAUGAUUUGCCAUUUAAUUACAAACCGACUAAUAUCAGAAUACACACUUCUAAUUGGCGCAAGGAAAUGCCAGAGCAACCGGUAGUACAUUCUACAAUUGCCAGUGAAACUGAAGAACAGUUCACAGAUAGCGACUUAAAUGCAAUAGCCGCUAAAUUAGUAAAAGCCGAAAUUAUGGGAAACACAAGUUUAAUUGCCGAGCUAAAUGCGAAACUGGAACGCAUGAGAAAUUUCAAAACAGAUAGUUCACAAAAGGAUGAAAUUUUACUAACGGAGACCGAUUCCAAAGGCUACUCUAGGCCGUUAAGGAAAUCUGUCGAUCAUGGAGAGUAUUCGGGAGGAAAACGGAAGAAACAGAAGGUAGAAACACACAGUGAUAAUCAGCGGCUGCGUUACUUUCCAGAUGAUGAUAAGUAUUCACUUAAGCAAAUGUUUGAGAACGAAAGGUUUUUGUCAGGGGAUGACAAUGACAAAAGUUUUAUGGAAAUGAUUGGGAAAGUUAGUAAAAAUGACGAUUUAGAUGAUUUGUUUACUGACAGUAUUAGAAGGGAAUCGCCGAGCAAGAUCGAUAAAUACAAACGAGACAAGGCAAUAAGUGACCAUCGAGAAAUGAAUGAAGCUUUAGAUAACUGUGUCAGUUGUUUACAAUCGGAGAAAAUGUUGAAGCAUCUUAUGGUUUCAAUGUCUGAUACGGUUUAUCUUAGUCUUCCUCAUCACGAACCGUUAACUGAAGGCCACUGUUUGCUUGUUCCCGUAAGGCAUGCCUCAUGUUCAACGCAACUGGAUGAAAAUGAAUGGUCCGAAAUACUUAGUUUUCGUAAUGCUCUUACGAAAAUGUUUAUGGCGAAAAAUGAAGACGUUAUUUUCUUUGAGACCGCUAUGUUUCUACAUCGCCAUCCUCAUAUGGUAAUGCAUUGUAUUCCAAUAGCGAAAGAACAGGGUGAUUUGGCACCGAUCUACUUCAAAAAGGCUAUAGACGAGUCGGAAAUGGAAUGGGCCUCAAAUAAAAAGCUGGUGUCGUUAGCCGGACGAGACAUCCGCCGUGCCAUUCCCAAGGGAUUACCGUACUUCUCCGUCUCAUUUGGUAUGGACGAAGGAUUUGCCCAUGUAAUUGAAGAUCAAAGAUUAUUUCCGACUAAUUUUGCUCAGGAAAUAAUUGGCGGAAUUUUAGAUUUACAUCACAGUAAAUGGCGGAAACCAAAACCACAGAAGUUUGAAGAACAAAAACUGAGAGUGCUAGAAUUUACAAAGCAAUGGACUAAUUAUGAUUGUACAGUAAAUUAAGUUUUCAUUUAAUAAUUUUGAAAAAAAUGCACAGUAGGGAAUGGCUCAGAAUUUAAUUCCCUUAGCAAACUCUGUAUGAAGACCUUGCACAUCCAGUAGUGUUCUUCCCUAAAUUACCUCAGAGGAACCAGGUAGAAACCUCAGUGAUGAAGAAAUGGCCGAGAUUGGCCUGUCAUAUCCAUAAAGUUCUGAAGGAGAAGGAAUGCUAACCAAUAGCAAGUCAACAGAUCCAGCUCAAGGGGCUCUCACACUAGCGAAAAUACCUUACAGAUGACCAGGCGCA